AGGAGCGGGGGAAGGAGCAAACUUUGCCCCUGAGCUGCCGCCGCUGCCAGCCCUCUGGACUGUGAGUGCGUACGGUGGGCAUCCGCCCCAUCCUCCUUGCAGCACCAGCCUGCUCUCCGCCUGCUGCAGCCUCCCUCUCCCUCGCUUUCCUCCUCCAAAUUUCGCACAGUACGAUGUAGGGGGCUUGUCGUUAUUAUCUUUUUUUAAUUUAUUUCUCACCGAAGAUGGUUUAAUUUUUUAUAUUUCUAUUAUUUAUUAAUCCCUCCCAACCGUAAACCUGCCCAGCCUUCUGCCAGCUGGGCCAGAGCAUAAAGCCUGGGACUGCACCUGGGGCAAUGAGCCCUGCACUGAAGAAGCCUCCUAGAGGGAUGUGCCGGGGCCGCGCAACAGACUAGAUCCAAGCCCCGAAGCUUACACCACCAGUUAUCCCCUCUCCCUCAUCCCCUUCGCCCGCCUUUUCUGCACCCCAUCCCCUUGAAACCUCGGAUCAGUGCCUGCGCUGCGCUCCGGAGAUCUCUGCCGGGGUGAAAAGCCCGGAGCCCAAGGAGAGACGGGGCGGCCGUGCUAGAUGCAUGGGGGAGGGCUCCGGUUAAUGCAAGUUCUGGGCUCCUGCAGGGACCCCGACAACUGUCAGCAGCAGCAACUCGGGGCCUCCUCCUCUGCUUCCUCAGCGAUGCUUUUCCACAGUCUGUCCGGCUCGGAGAUGCACGGGGUCAUCGACGAGAUGGAUCGGAGAACCAAAAGCGAAGCACCGGCCAUCAGCUCGGCUAUAGACAGGGGAGAGACCGAAACGACCAUGCCUUCCAUCAGCAGUGACAGGGCUGCCCUGUGCGCCGGCUGCGGGGGGAAAAUCUCCGACCGUUAUUACCUCCUGGCUGUGGAUAAACAGUGGCACAUGCGCUGCCUGAAGUGCUGUGAAUGUAAACUCAACCUGGAGUCCGAGCUCACCUGCUUCAGCAAGGACGGCAGCAUUUACUGCAAGGAGGAUUACUACAGGAGGUUUUCGGUGCAGAGAUGUGCGAGGUGUCACCUGGGGAUUUCUGCCUCCGAGAUGGUCAUGAGGGCCAGGGAUUUGGUAUAUCACUUAAAUUGCUUCACUUGCACCACUUGCAACAAGAUGCUGACCACCGGCGAUCACUUUGGCAUGAAGGACAAUCUGGUGUACUGCCGCCUCCAUUUCGAGACUCUCAUCCAGGGGGAGUACCAGGUGCAUUUCAAUCACUCGGAUGUAGCCGCUGGGAAGGGCCCGGCAUUGGGAGCGGGCUCUGCCAACACUUUGGGACUGCCUUAUUACAACGGCGUGGGGACCGUCCAGAAGGGGAGACCCAGGAAAAGGAAGAGCCCGGGGCCUGGUGCAGAUCUGGCAGCCUACAACGCAGCUUUAAGUUGCAAUGAAAACGAUGGUGACCACCUGGAUAGAGACCAGCAAUACCCCAGCAAUCAAAAAACAAAGCGUAUGAGGACAUCAUUCAAACACCACCAGUUGCGGACAAUGAAGUCAUACUUUGCUAUUAAUCACAAUCCUGAUGCCAAGGACUUGAAACAGCUAGCUCAGAAAACCGGCCUGACCAAAAGAGUUCUUCAGGUUUGGUUUCAAAAUGCUCGAGCCAAAUUCAGACGGAACCUCUUACGUCAAGAAAACACAGGGGUGGAUAAGACUUCAGACUCAACACUCCAAGCAGGGACCCCUUCAGGUCCUGCCUCAGAAAUAUCCAAUGCCUCCAUGAGUCCAUCCAGCACUCCCACUACUUUAACGGACUUGACUAAUCCUACUAUGCCUACUGUGACAUCUGUCUUGACAUCAGUGCCCGGAAGUCUUGAGGUUCAUGAAUCUCGAAGUCCUUCACAGACAACUCUCACAAAUCUUUUCUGAUGACUCUUUCUUAAUAAUUUCUUUAAAAAAGAAAUUAUUCUUAGCUGAAAUUCCAAGUGUAUUUUAAUAGAGGCUUUGAGCAACUGACUAACCACAAUUAGGAUCUCUCCUAAAAAACAGAAGGAAAUGUAGUGUUCUGGUAUUACGGAGUAUGGACUGAAGAAUAACUUGGAAGAUCUAUUGCAACACAACAUUUGUGUAACUGUACAGUUUUGUGGACUGAGCAAGGGAAACAGCAAUUAAUUUAAGUUGGCUAAAGCUUCUGUAUUUUCAAAGACUGCCAUGUGCCUUAUAUACUGUUUUAUCUACAUUCUUUGGAUUCCAUGUCCACUUCUCUCUUUUUCUCUCUGUAUAUUUAUGACCAGGGCAAAAAUGUUAAGAGUUUGUUACUUUGAAUAGUCCUAAGCCUUUCAUUGGUUGCUUUGUUGUUUUAGAAUUUUAAGGUCGAAGUCUGUUCGAAUACCAGAAUUUGUAAAAUCUAACCAGUAAUAA
Messenger RNA from Gymnogyps californianus (California condor), 2365 nucleotides. RefSeq names its product LIM homeobox 2 (gene LHX2). The coding region runs from base 569 to 1873 and encodes 434 amino acids. Gene Ontology annotation, cellular component: nucleus. The record is from RefSeq and is a predicted model, not a curated record. NCBI's taxonomy places the organism in Eukaryota, Metazoa, Chordata, Aves, Accipitriformes, Cathartidae. Gene Ontology annotation, biological process: neuron differentiation; regulation of transcription by RNA polymerase II. Gene Ontology annotation, molecular function: RNA polymerase II transcription regulatory region sequence-specific DNA binding; DNA-binding transcription factor activity, RNA polymerase II-specific. The transcript is spliced from 5 exons.